Messenger RNA from Gavia stellata (red-throated loon), 849 nucleotides. It is a transcript of the gene LIX1, whose product is annotated as limb and CNS expressed 1. Lineage: Eukaryota; Metazoa; Chordata; Aves; Gaviiformes; Gaviidae. Gene Ontology annotation, cellular component: cytoplasm. The record is from RefSeq and is a predicted model, not a curated record. The transcript is spliced from 6 exons. Gene Ontology annotation, biological process: autophagosome maturation.
AUGGAGAGAACCUUGGAGUCUUUGCAACUUGUAAUUGCACAAGUUCUUCCUCAUAGAGACCUUGCCCUGGUAUUUAAAGACUUGAAUGUCAUAACAAUAUUGCAGGAGUUCUGGGAGAGCAAAAAGAAGCAGAAAGCCAUAUUUCCAAGUGAAGGCAUCAUUGUAUAUGAGUCACUGAGCUCCCUGGACCCACCAUUUGUGAGUUACGUUACCUUGCCAGAAGGAAAUUGCUUUGGUAACUUUCAGAACUGCUUAAGCAGAGCAGAGGCAAGGCGAGAUGCUGCAAAAGCAUCUCUGAUCAGCUCUCUCUUCAAUGAAUUGCCUUGUCACAGGAUCACAAAGGAAUUCAUCAGGGAAGGUGUUCAGGAGGCUGUUUUCUCAACCAGCAUAAGUGGUAACUUAAAGGAUGCUGAUGACCCAAGCACUAGUAUUGGAUCCUAUCAUUACAUGCUAGAAUCAAACAUUGGAAAGACAAUGCUGCAAUUUCACGAGCUGAUGACUGUCUUUCAGUUUCUGCAUUGGAAGCCUUAAAGCCCUAUAUGUGAAACAAAGUGCUCCCAGCAGGAAGCAAUUUCCUACUACUCCCAGUAUUCCUUAGAUGAAAGGGUGAGAAGUCACAUGGCCCUGAGCUGGAUCAUGAAGGAGCAAGAUUCUCCAGGAAUUAUACGCCAAGAGCUGCAAGUUGCACUUAUGGAACUGGAAGAAGUCAGGAAAGCAAGGCAGGAACUGAGGUUUUACAAAGAAAAGAAAGAAAUACUGAGCUUAGCACUGAGUCAGAUCUCCAGUGAUCAAGUUACGUCUCCCUCACGGAACGAUCAAAUGAGCUUAGCUUUACAUGGCUACCACUAA